ACAAAACGUAAAGUUUCAGCCAAAAGUAAAGCUACAAAAGAGAGGGAGAAAUUCAGCUUUCUAGCUUACAGGGGACUAGAGACAAGAAGAUUACCUGAUGGCAAAAUCUAGAGGAAAGAUACGCUACAAUGUCUCACGCUUAAGAGGGAGAAAGCCUGGAGCAAGUGGCAGGAGAUUCUGUAUCGUAUGGAUCAACAGAAUGGUGAAUAAACAGGUGGAGAAGCAGAUCUCGGAGCUGCGUGAAGAAAUUCUUCACAUGCAUCUCGAGAUGAGAGUGCAGAUGGCAGCCGAGCUUAGGGAGCAUCUGGGAGAAGCUUUGGUGACGCAAACGAGAGAUACCCCCGAACCUUACUCAGCAUCUGAUACAGGGGAGAUGGAAACAAGGCAGCUUAAAGAUAAAGAAGGAAAAGAAGAAUCACUGAGCAAAGAAGAGUUAAACUCUAACCACUCAGACACAGGGUCUUAUGAGAUGCCCUAUCCAAACCGCAUGCCACCAAAACCAGAUCAAGGCCCCAGGAUAUUUUCAAGCAUGUCCCGUGAAUGCGAUUCAGUGAACAGAGACAUCAGAGAUGCAGAAAUCAAGCAUCUACCCGGUGAGGACCACGGUGCGUCACAACAGGUCCAACGUGGGCCGAUUUUUCCAUCAGGUGACCCGGCUGUCUUAGACGGCUGCAAGCUGACGAAGAAAUCAGAGGAGAAAAAAGGCCCCAAAACUCCUGUCCAGAUGUUCACAGUCGGUAAGGAGGAAAGCGUUGGGGAUAAAGCAAACGCACAAGACGAUCUGCUGAUGAAAGCUCAGUGGAAGGAGUGGCUGGACAAGCAGGAAAUGCAAGGAAACAAAAGGCAUGAACAUCAGAAAAAUGUUCAGCAAAGAUCAAUGGGUCCGUAUGCAGCAGAGAGACAAAUGACGACAGGCAAAAAAUCUGGACAAACGGGCACCAUGAAGAAAAUUACAACAUAUCUCACAGAACUUUUCAAUCCUUCUGAAACAAGCAAGUGGGAGCUACUUGAAGAGGAGGACUGACCCUCAGCUCCACAAGGAUUACUCUCUUCUCUCACCGUCCUGCUCCACGUAGAGCCUCCAACUACCGCUACUCAAUAAAUAAUGAGCAGUCUCCAGCAAACUUAUU
Molecule: messenger RNA, 1130 nt
Organism: Fundulus heteroclitus (mummichog)
Lineage: Eukaryota; Metazoa; Chordata; Actinopteri; Cyprinodontiformes; Fundulidae
Exons: 3
Coding region: 98-1024 (308 amino acids)
Source: RefSeq, a predicted model, not a curated record